AAGUUAGUGAUGUGAACUUAGUAAAAUAGUGAUCCUAAAAAUCAUGUAUUGAAUUUUGGAAAAGUCAAAAUAUGUAGCUAAUUUAGCAAAGAUCCUUGCAAUAAAGAAGAAUAUACCAGCUGGAUUAAGAGGAUGCUUAACCAAUCUUCAUCUUCAUCUUCAUUUCAUUCAAUUCCAACAAAUUCAUAAUCAUGAUCCCUCACACAAUACUCUUCACCUUACUCUUAUCCUCAACCUUCACCUCUACCCUCGCCCAAUCAAAACCCACCCUAACAGUAACCCCAACCACCCUCACAAAAUCUGGCGACACCGUCACCCUCCGGUGGUCCGGUAUCCAAUCCCCCUCCGAUCUCGACUUCCUCGCAAUCUACUCCCCACCUACCUCCGCCCACAAAAACUACAUCGGCUACCUCUUCCUCUCCAAAUCCCCCACCUGGCAAUCCGGCUCCGGCAACCUCUCUCUUCCUCUCAUCAACCUCCGUUCCAACUACUCCUUCCGUAUCUUCCACUGGUCCCAAUCCGAAAUCAACCCUAAACGUCAAGAUCACGAUCAUAAUCCCUUACCACAAACGCAUCACCUUCUUGCUUUCUCUGAUGAAGUUUCUUUUCCAUCCCUUCGACCGGAGCAGAUUCAUCUUGCUUUUGCAGAUGAAGAAGAUGCUAUGAGGGUGAUGUAUGUGACGGGGGUUCCGAAGAAGACGUAUGUGAGAUAUGGAGAAAGAGAGGAUAUGAUGGAUAGAUUGGUUGUUGCGAAUGUGAAGAGAUAUGAGAGAGAGCAUAUGUGUGAUGCUCCUGCUAAUCAGAGUGUUGGUUGGAGGGAUCCUGGGUUUAUUCAUGAUGCUUUGAUUACUGGUUUGGACAAAGGAAGAAGAUAUUACUACAAGGUUGGAAAUGAUAAUGGAGGUUGGAGUGCAACCCAUAGCUUUGUGUCGAGGAAUAGUGAUUCAAAUGAAACAAUAGCUUUCCUUUUCGGUGACAUGGGAACAUUUACAGCAUACAAUACGUAUUUGCGUACACAAGAUGAGAGCAUAUCAACCAUGAAGUGGAUCCUGCGUGAUGUUGAAGCUCUAGGAAACAAGCCCGCCUUUAUAUCACACAUUGGAGACACAAGUUAUGCAAGAGGUUAUGCGUGGUUGUGGGAUCAUUUUUUCGCACAGAUUGAACCUGUUGCAACCAAAGUGGCAUACCAUGUAUGCAUUGGCAAUCACGAGUAUAACUGGCCUUUACAGCCGUGGAAACCUGAUUGGGCUAAUUAUAGAACAGAUGGAGGUGGUGAAUGUGGUGUACCCUACAGUUUAAGGUUCAACAUGCCAGGAAACUCUUCAGAACCCACUGGAACUGUAGCUCCAGCCACUAGGAAUCUUUAUUACUCAUUUGAUAUGGGAGCAGUACAUUUUGUUUAUAUUUCCACAGAGACCAAUUUCCUUCCUGGGAGCAAUCAGUAUAACUUCUUAAAGCGUGAUUUGGAAUCAGUUGACAGGAACAAGACUCCUUUUGUAGUAGUCCAAGGGCACCGACCCAUGUACACAACAAGCAAUGAAUUUAGGGAUGCUGCGUUAAGAGGAAAGAUGGUUGAGCACCUGGAACCUCUAUUGGUGAAUAACCAUGUAACCCUUGCCCUUUGGGGUCAUGUUCAUAGGUACGAGAGAUUUUGUCCACUAAACAACUUUACUUGUGGAAAUGGUGUGGGUCGGAGAGCAGGGGAAAAAGGUCAUACCAUUCAUCUUGUGAUCGGCAUGGCAGGGCAAGACUGGCAACCCAUGUGGCGACCAAGACCGGAUCAUCCCGAUGUCCCAAUCUAUCCACAACCAAAACGAUCUUUGUACCGCGGGGGUGAGUUCGGAUACAUUAGAUUGAUGGCUACAAAGCAGAAUCUCGUGAUUUCUUAUGUUGGUAAUCAUGAUGGCGAGGUGCAUGACACAUUGGAGAUUCUGGAAUCUGGAGAAGUUGUUAGUGGUGGUGGUGGUAACGAUAAUGUUAAUGGCGGUAUUGGUAGUGCUAAACCUGAAGGUCAGAUUAAAGAAUCCACGUUGUCGUGGUAUGUCCAGGGAGGAAGUGUACUAGUGCUUGGGGCCUUUAUGGGCUACAUUCUUGGUUUCGUUUCACAUGCUAGGAAGAAGCAGCCCGAGUCCAGGAGUGGUUUUAGCCCCGUGAAGACUGAGGAAACAUGAUUAGUUAUUAGCCUUUAUAACUUUUUUUUAUAGGAAGGUUUGAAAUUAAGUAUCUCUUCUAUUUGUUUUUAUCAAAACCCCAGUUGCAGCUGGUAUAUGCUUGGGGUCUUAUGUUUUGUACAUAUGCAAUUUUUCUUCCUGAGGACUUGCCAUUUAAGGUAUUCCUUGUAGUGAUUUGUUUUGUUCUAUAAUAUGUUCAAGUUAUAUGUACA
Molecule: messenger RNA, 2383 nt
Organism: Medicago truncatula (barrel medic)
Lineage: Eukaryota; Viridiplantae; Streptophyta; Magnoliopsida; Fabales; Fabaceae
Product: probable inactive purple acid phosphatase 2
Exons: 2
Coding region: 192-2171 (659 amino acids)
Molecular function (GO): acid phosphatase activity; metal ion binding
Source: RefSeq, a predicted model, not a curated record